This is a messenger RNA of Chlorella variabilis, 2397 nucleotides long. RefSeq lists its product as hypothetical. The record is from RefSeq and is a predicted model, not a curated record. Lineage: Eukaryota; Viridiplantae; Chlorophyta; Trebouxiophyceae; Chlorellales; Chlorellaceae. Bases 1 to 2397 code for a protein of 798 amino acids. The transcript is spliced from 15 exons. Gene Ontology annotation, molecular function: catalytic activity.
AUGGGACAGACACUCAUCCCUCGCGCUGCGCUGGCUGGCGCCGCCACCACGCAGCCCUCGCCGCCCAGCCCGGCCCCAGGCGGCGGCGGCCCUCUGCUGCUGUGGUACAAGCGGGACCUGCGGCUGGAUGACCACCCCGGCUGGCACGCCGCCGCUGCUGCUGCUGCGGCGGCGGCGGCGGCGGCGGCCGACGCGGCAGCAGGAGCGCCUCGUGGAGUGGUGCCCGUCUUUUGCUUCGACCCCGCACGCUACGCGCACCUGGUGCUCCCCCGUGGCGGCGCAGAGGCCCUGUGCCGGGCGCUGGCCUCCCUGGAUCGCUCCCUGCGCCAGCAUGGCAGCCGCCUGGUGGUGAGGGUGGGCGCCUGGGAGGAGCAGCUGCCCUUGCUGGCCGCAGAGCUGGGCGCCGCCGGCGUCGUGGCGGAGCAGGAGGUGGAGGCAGACUGGCGCCAGGGCGUGGAGCGGGUGGCGGCGGCGCUCCCCGGCGGCGUGGCCGUGCACCACUGGCGGGCCCCGCUACUGGCUAGCCAUGACGACGAUUACAGAACGCUCAAGGCACGGCAGCCGGCCAUCAACCCGCCCCUCCCCGCCCUCCCCGAGCUGCCGCCUCUGCCGGCGGGCGCCCCGGACGCGCCACAAGGGUGCCACGCGGGCGGCGCCGGCGGCGACGGUGGGCUGGGCAUCAGCAGCGCCCAGCUGCGCCGGCUGGCCGCCGACGCGUAUGCCGCCAGCCUGAGCCCGAGCCUGCUCCCGGCGGCGGCGGCGGGCUACGGCAGCAACGGCGCUGGCAACGGCGCUGGCAACGGCGCCAGCGGCGGCAGCAGCGCCUCCAGCAUCAGUUUCAGCGAGGAGGAGGAGGGCGGCCGCCUGAUCGACCGACUGGUUUCCGGCGCGGCCGACGGCGGCGACGGCGGCGGCGACGACGGUGGCUGGCAGGCAGGGGGAGCAGUCGCCGCCGUCGGGGGCGCCUGGGAGGCGGAGGUGUCGGGGGAGAUAGCGGCGGGGGAGGGGCCCGUGCUGCGCGCGCUGGGCGGAUACCUGCGCAGCCUGGAGACCGCCGCAGAGGGCGGCUUUGGCGGCUUUGGCAGCGGCGGCGAGGCGGCGGCGGCGGCGCUGGCGCAGGCAAUCUCUGCCCACGACCAGCCCGCCACCCCCGACGGCUGCUUCCCCGCGCUGUUUGGCAGGGCUCUGUCGCUGGGUGUGGUGUCCAAGCGGCGAGUGUAUGCUGAGGCCGCAGCCCUGCUGGCGCAGCAGCCCGAGCAGGCCUGGCCCGCCGGCUUCGGCCUGCUGCGCCAGCUGGGCUGGCUGCUGACCUCGGGCGGCGGCGCCUCGGUGCGGCUGCACCGGCAGAAAAAGGCAGCCGCUGCGGCAGCAGCAGUGGAGGCCCGAGAUUUCCACGAGCAGAUGGCCGCGGCGCGGGAGGGCAGGCGGGUGCACGGCGCCACCCUCCACCACUGGCGGUGGAGGGGACUCCUGACAGAUUACCUGGCUGCCCCUGCCGCUGCCGCCGCCGCCGCGCCAGCCGUCGGCGCCGCUGAGCGGCCCGCCAUCCUGCUGUGCCACGGCUUUGGCGCCUUCUCUGAACACUACCGCGACAACGUAGCGGCGCUGGCGGCCGCAGGCUAUGACGUGUAUGCGCCCACGCUGCCGGGGUACGGCCGCGCCGAGAAGCCGGUGCUGCCGUACGGCCAGGGUCUGUGGACUGACUUCCUGGCAGACUUCGUGCUCCAGGUGGUGCUGCGGCCGGUGGUGGUCGCCGGCAACUCAAUCGGCGGCUUCAUCUCCGCCUCCCUUGCGGCAGACCACCCUGGCCUGGUGCGCGGCCUGGUGCUGCUCAACAGCGCAGGGCGCAUCGUGGAGGGCCCGUACCAGCCGCCCGUGGAGCCCGCCAAGUCCCGCCCGCCGCCGGCGUUUGUAGUGGACGGCGUGGCCAGGGCCCUCUUUGCGUACCUGGAGGGCGGCGUGGAAGCCCAGCUGCGACGGGUGUACCCUGCGCGCCCGGACCGAGCCGACGCUUGGCUGGGCGGAGAGAUUGCGAGGGCGGCACGCGACCCCGGGGCACUCGGCGUCUUCAGGAGCGUGUUCUACCUGCCAACCCCUCGCGCGCUCAACUACUUGGUUACCAGCAAGUUUGGGGGGCCCACCCUGGUGCUUCAGGGCCUGAAGGACCCUCUGAACAACGCGCCCGCACGCGCCGCCGAGCUGGCCCGCUGCUGCCCCAACGCCCAGGUGAUCGAGCUGAAGGAUGCGGGACACUGCGUCCAUGACGAGGUUCCAGAGGUGGUGAACCGAGAGAUACUGGCGUUCAUCGAGCAGCGGGUGCUGGCACCGGGCGGCUUGGGCGACGGGGCGGCGGCGGCGGCGGCGGCGGGGCUGCCCACGCCCGCAGCGGCCAAGUAG